Mugil cephalus (flathead mullet) is the source of this 6311-nucleotide messenger RNA. RefSeq names its product sodium-driven chloride bicarbonate exchanger-like. Gene Ontology annotation, biological process: bicarbonate transport; regulation of intracellular pH; monoatomic anion transport. The transcript is spliced from 26 exons. Gene Ontology annotation, cellular component: plasma membrane; basolateral plasma membrane. Gene Ontology annotation, molecular function: solute:inorganic anion antiporter activity; monoatomic anion transmembrane transporter activity; sodium:bicarbonate symporter activity. Bases 296 to 3637 code for a protein of 1113 amino acids. The record is from RefSeq and is a predicted model, not a curated record. Lineage: Eukaryota; Metazoa; Chordata; Actinopteri; Mugiliformes; Mugilidae.
CGGUGCUGAACGCGUGUAAUGGGAAGCGCUGCCUCCCUCCUCCAUGCGUAAAUUAUGUAGGGCAGGACGGAAACGCGUUUGCUACCUCCAUUUGAGAGAGAGUAAAAAAACACACAAAAAAACCCGGCCGGUGAUUGUGUGAAGGAGGAGGGGGGGAAAUAAAACAGGAAUCAAAUCAACAAAGAAAAAAAAAGCCACCCUCGUUUCCGAUCACCGUUUUUUUUCCUUUUUUUUUUUGACAGAGGAGGAGUAGCGCAUCACGACUCGCCUAUUGUGAAGCAAAGGAGAGGAAAAGAUGGACAUCACGGAUCAAGGAGCUCAAAUGGAGCCUCUGUUACCCACGGAGCAAAGUUCCCAAGAAAAUAAAGAUGUGAGAACCGAUGAGGAGGCGGUGGUGGACCGCGGGGGCACUCGCUCCAUGCUCAACACCAACUUCGAGAAGGAAGAAUUAGAAGGUCACCGCACUCUCUACAUCGGGGUUCACGUCCCCCUGGGCAGGAGGUCGCAUCGUCGCCACCGUCACCACGGACACAGACACAGGAAGCGGUCCAAGGAGAGGGACUCUACAGCUGACGAUGGACGAGAAUCCCCCUCACACACAGACACGCCAGCUCAGAGGGUGCAGUUUCUGUUGGGGACAGAGGAUGGCGACGAGGAACACAUCCCCCACGCCCUGUUCACCGAGCUGGACGAAAUCUGCCUCAGGGAGGGCGAGGACGCCGAAUGGAAGGAGACAGCCAGGUGGCUCAAGUUUGAAGAAGACGUUGAGGACGGCGGCGAGCGAUGGAGUAAACCCUACGUAGCCACCCUGUCUCUACACAGUCUUUUUGAGCUUCGCAGUUGCAUUAUGAAUGGCACUGUGUUGCUGGACAUGAGGGCCAACUCGCUGGAGGAGAUCGCAGACAUGGUUCUGGAUCAGCACGAGGUGUCUGGCCCCGUCGGGCAGGACGCCAGGAGGAGGAUCCGCGAAGCGCUGCUCAAACAGCACCACCAUCAAAACCACAAGAAACUGGCUAACCGCAUCCCCAUCGUACGCUCCUUUGCUGAUAUUGGCAAGAAGCAGUCUGAGCCUCAUUCCAUGGAUAAGAAUGGCCAAACAGUCUCGCCCCAGUCCCAGCCGACCAACACCGAGGGCAAGCAGGACGUCAGCCGAGAAAACAGCGCCGUCGACUUCAGCAAGAUUGACCUCCACUUCAUGAAGAAGAUCCCUCCCGGCGCCGAGGCGUCCAAUGUGCUUGUUGGGGAGCUGGAAUUCCUGGAGCGCCCCGUGGUGGCCUUCAUCCGCCUGGCUCCUGCUGUACUGCUCAACGGCCUGGCUGAAGUUCCCAUCACCACCAGGUUUCUUUUCAUACUGCUUGGGCCUCUGGGAAAAGGUCCCCAAUAUCAUGAAAUUGGCCGAUCUAUUGCUACGCUGAUGACUGAUGAGAUUUUCCAUGACGUCGCGUACAAGGCCAAGGACAGGAAUGACCUGGUGGCGGGCAUCGACGAGUUUCUGGACCAGGUGACGGUGUUGCCCCCCGGAGAGUGGGACCCCUCCAUCAGAAUAGAGCCUCCUAAAAACGUGCCCUCUCAGGAAAAGCGGAAGAUUCCCCCCGUUCCCAAUGGGGUGACGGAUCUGGGAGAGUCCGAGGAGCACGGAGGGCACGGCGGCCCCGAGCUGCAGCGCACUGGGAAGUUCUGCGGUGGGCUCAUCUUGGACAUCAAGCGAAAGGCUCCCCACUAUCUUUCCGACUUCACGGACGCCGUCAGCCUCCAGUGUCUGGCCUCCUUCCUCUUCCUCUACUGCGCCUGCAUGUCGCCCGUCAUCACCUUCGGGGGACUCCUGGGCGAGGCCACAGAGGGCCGAGUGAGCGCUAUCGAGUCCCUGUUUGGUGCGUCCAUGACUGGAAUCGCCUACUCCGUGUUUGCCGGUCAGCCUCUCACCAUCCUGGGCAGCACGGGGCCGGUUCUCGUCUUUGAGAAGAUCCUCUUCAAGUUCUGCAAGGAGUACGGCCUCUCCUACCUCUCCCUGAGGGCCUGCAUCGGCCUGUGGACGGCCUUCUUCUGCCUGCUGCUGGUGGCCACGGACGCCAGCUCGCUCGUCUGCUACAUCACGCGCUUCACCGAGGAGGCUUUCGCCGCGCUCAUCUGCAUCAUCUUCAUCUACGAGGCCCUGGAGAAGCUACUCCACCUGGGGGUGCACUACCCCAUCAACAAACACAACGACCUCCAGAAGCUCACGAUGUACUCGUGUGAAUGUGUAGAGCCCAGUGACCCCAGCAAUGAGACUCUUCGCUACUGGGAGGAGAGAAACAUCACGGCCUCACAGGUCAACUGGACCAUGCUGGAGGUCAAGGAGUGCGAGAUGUUCCACGGGGAGUUCGAGGGCACCGCUUGCGGCCCCCACGGCCCGUACAUCCCAGACGUCCUCUUCUGGUGCGUGGUCCUCUUCUUCUCCACCGUCUUCAUGUCGGCCUUCCUCAAGGAGUUCAAAACGAGCCGCUACUUCCCCACCAAGGUGCGGGCCAUCAUCAGCGACUUCGCCGUCUUCAUCACCAUCCUCACCAUGGUGCUUGUGGAUUACGCCUUGGGGAUCCCGUCGCCUAAAUUACAAGUCCCCAGCAAGUUCAAACCAACCAGGGAUGACCGAGGCUGGCUCAUUAACCCUGUGGGGCCCAACCCCUGGUGGACCACCAUCAUCACCUCCAUCCCUGCCCUGCUCUGCACCAUCCUCAUCUUCAUGGACCAGCAGAUCACAGCUGUCAUUAUCAACAGGAAGGAGCACAAACUGAAGAAAGGCUGCGGCUAUCACCUGGACCUGUUCGUGGUGGGGGUGAUGCUGGGCGUCUGCUCCGUGAUGGGUCUGCCCUGGUUCGUGGCAGCCACCGUGCUCUCCAUCUCCCACGUCAACAGCCUGAAGCUGGAGUCGGAGUGCUCGGCGCCCGGGGAGCAGCCCAAGUUCCUGGGCAUCCGAGAGCAGCGCUUCACCGGCCUCAUGAUCUUCACCCUGAUGGGCUGCUCCGUCUUCAUGACGUCCGUGUUAAAGUUUAUCCCCAUGCCAGUGCUGUAUGGAGUCUUUCUGUACAUGGGGGCUUCUUCUCUCAGAGGCAUUCAGUUUUUCGAUCGUCUGAGGCUGUUCGGCAUGCCGGCCAAACAUCAGCCAGACUUCAUCUACCUUCGCCACGUCCCUCUGAGGAAGGUGCACCUCUUCACCAUCAUCCAGCUCACCUGCUUGGCCCUGCUGUGGAUCAUCAAGACCUCCAAGGCUGCCAUCGUUUUCCCCAUGAUGGUGUUGGCCCUUGUGUUCAUUCGCAAGCUGCUGGACUUCAUCUUCAGCAAGAGAGAACUGAGCUGGCUGGAUGACCUGAUGCCAGAGUGGAAGAAGAAGAAACUGGAGGAUGCUGCGGAAGAGGAGGAGCACAGCAUUAUUGUGGAGGAGGAAGGCAUUGUGCAAGUGCCAUUAGAGGGACACUACAAGAGCGACCCAGCCACAGUGAACAUCACUGACGAGAUGUCCAAAGGAUCUUUCGGGAACGUGUGGAAGAGUGUCAGCCCGGCUGAGAGCUCUAAAAAGGAACCAAGCACUAAAAGCGGCGGCGAGAAGCGUCACAAGCGGCGGAGGCAUGACAAGAGCUUGGACAGGGAGACAAGUUUGUGAUGACACGUACUGGCGUCAGUCAGUAGAUCAAAAAAUCAAAAAAAACAACAAAAAACAAAAAAACAACUAUACCGUGCCACACUCAACCACCUUUGUACUGUGCUACACUGUGUUUUUUUGUCAUGUAAGUCUGUGUGCAAGUUGUGUAAAAUCUAAGAAACAUUUGUUAGGAAACGGUAUUAAUGCAAGGAAGACACAUUGGUGUUUUUUUUUUCUAUGUACUGUAAAUCAGUGUUUGGUGAUACCAGCAACAGAGGGAAGCCAGAAUUAUAUGACACCUACAGUAACUGCAGUGUCCAUGGGCCAAUUAAGUAAAAAUUUUAAACAGUUUUUAAACUUUAUUUGUAUUUUGUAUGUUUUUAUAUUUUUCCAACAGCAACUGCGAGUUGUCCUUUUAAAAAGAAAUAAAAAAAAACAAACCUGCCACAGCGAACCACAAAUACAUGUGGAGCAUUUAAUGCUGCUGUCGAAUUUAGCACCUCACGGAUAGAAAACUGAAAGAGUAGAUAUUUGCCAAUACUGAUCUAUUUCACCGGUAUGUAAAUGAGUUGGCUACAUAGCGAAACUAGUAGUUUUUUGAAAGUAUUAAAUAUACAUUUUAUAUAUUCUGUAUAUGUAAAUGUUUUUGUGACGGCGACCGCUCAUUUCACUCCAACGUCCUCUCCACUGUUGUUUUACGAACAAAUGUCUUUCCUCCAGUGAAGCAUAUCCCAACUGAGUCAAAGAAAUAGUCAAGGUCUCUGGGAAAUGAGCAUAUUAGCUUUGUUGCUGAGAAUUAGAUGAAGAGACUGAUACCACUCUUAUGUCUGUACGUUAAACAUGAAGCUUAAGGCUUGUUAGCUUAGCUUAGCAUGAAGACUACCGAAAAUGCUGAAGCAACUAGUCGUACUUUCUGGGAAAUGUGCAUAUUAGGAUGAGAUGAGUUUUAAACCACUCUCAUGUCUGUACACUAAAUAUGAGGCCAAGACAAGCAACCGGUUAGCUUAGCUUAGCACGAAGACUGAAACAAUUAGCCUGACUCUGCUCAACAGUAACAAAAAACGAUUUUCUGAGGAAAUCAGCAUUAGCUUUGUUGCUAAGAAUUAGAUCAGGAGAUGGUUAUACUAAAUAUCAAACUGAAUCCAUCGGCACAUUAGCUUAUCUUAGCACAAAGGCUAAAACUGCUAAAAUGACCAUCACACUGCUCAAGAGUAGCAAAAAUUAGUCUGACUUACUGAAAAAUAUUAUUCUUGACAAUUACAUGAGACGAUUGACACUACUCUCGUAUGUGUAUGCUAAAUAUCCUAACGUUAGCAGCAGGUUAGCUUAGCUUAGCGAAAAGACUGAAACAGUUAGCUUGAACUGCUUAACAUAAACAAAAACUGAUUUUCGGAGGAAAAUUGCAUUAGCUUCAUUGCUAAGAAUUAGAUCAAGAGAUGGAUUGUGCUAAUUAUUAUGCUUAAUAUCAAAACUGAAUCCAUCAGCAGAUUAGCUUAGCUUAACACAAAGGUUAAAAAUGGUAAAAUGACUACCACAACUCUCCUCAAGAGUAGCUAAAACUAGUUUGACUUUCUGACAAAUGUUAGCUUUAUUCUUGAGAGUUGGAUGAGACGAUUGACUCUAGCUAAGUAUGAUGCUAAUGUUAGCAGCAGGUUAGCUUAGCUUAGCCAAAAGUGGUGAAAGAUCUAGCUUGGUUUUGCUCAGGAGUAAACUAUUAAGUAUUAACUGUACCAAAACUCAAAGUGUAAAACUGCCUGAUUUGUUUGUGGCGUUCUUGCUAGCGAUCCACAGCUACAAGACACAUCUACUAUCAAUCAAUCUUUUAACUAUAACACAUUAAGCAAAUGAGCUUAUUUCCCAACUAUUUCUUCUGACUACACUAUGUUUCAGGGGCGUGAGGACAUGACAUUUUUAAACUAGCAUGGCAGCAUAGUUUGGGAACUUUUCAUAUCUCUUGCUAUUUGGCCUUGGCUUUAAAUAAUCAUAAUAAUAAUAAUGAAAAAGAUCAAAUUUGCAACUGCUGAACUUUUUGGUGACUGUAGACAAAGCUCCAUAUUCCAUGUGCAUACUCUUCGUCAUCAUGUCAGUAAGUGUCAUCCAUGGACAUGUGAUCUCCUCUCCAAAUGAUCCUCAGUGUGUUAGCAUCUGAAGCUAAUUAUUUAAAAAAAUAAAUGAAGAAAAAAAAAAAUACCUGCAUGAUGGUGAAGCAGUCUCGACUGCCUCACUGCAGGACCAUGGUUACUUCUAGAGAUGCAAUAAUACCUUUUUUCUGGGAAGGGCAACAUGUAAUAAAUGGUAAAGAGUCUUAACAAUGUAUAAUACAUAGUAUAUUUUAUUCAUGUAAAAUGUUACUAAUAUAUUACUAACAUGACGUCAAUGUUGGAUUGGGUUUUUCGUUGUAGAUGUUCUUUUCCCAUUGUCUAGUUGAUGGUCCUUAGUUUAUUAGAGAAGCUAAUAAUGGGUCAAAUUUAUAUCAGUAUCAAAUAUUUUGGCCACUUCUGUGUGGAAUUCUGCCUUAAAUUUGGUAGGAAUCGUCGUAACACUUUCUGUUUGAUAAUUUAAAGUCACCUGUAUAGAUCCGUUUAGAUCUGUUGUUCAAAACUGUGGUUUGUUUCAUGGGGAUGAACGAGAGCACGAGAGAGACACACGCAAAGAGUGAGAGCAUAAAUAAAGAUAAUAAACUGUUAAAAAAAAA